Ambispora leptoticha is the source of this 144-nucleotide messenger RNA. Lineage: Eukaryota; Fungi; Glomeromycota; Glomeromycetes; Archaeosporales; Ambisporaceae. The record is from the annotation of a GenBank genome assembly.
UGUCAUUUGUUAACGAAUUAUGCCUUAUCUGAUCAUUCUCAGCCUUAUGGCUAUGCUAGCGAACUGCAACUUUCCUGGCAGAGCCGUUCGUCACCCAGUAAAACUCAAACUCAUGACCUUGUGAUUGUGACCUGGGAGCACUAA